Molecule: messenger RNA, 4776 nt
Organism: Sphaeroforma arctica JP610
Lineage: Eukaryota; Ichthyosporea; Ichthyophonida
Exons: 3
Coding region: 214-4668 (1484 amino acids)
Source: RefSeq, a predicted model, not a curated record
CCUGACGUUAGUUAAACACCCAGUUCAAGGCAAACAAGCGGAACGCGACGAGAUUAUAUCUCAAGAAUCAAGUAUCAACAAUAUAAACACGAAUGCACCACAGAAUAUAACGGAUAAUCCACGAAUACAAUUCCGAUACUAGCACACCUUUAAAAGGGUUUAAGAUGAGCACGCAAUCAGGAGGAAUAAACAACUAAGAAGUUCAAUAACUAUAUGGCAGAACAGUUUAAGGAUCAAUUCGGGCAGCCGGAUGAUGCCGAUAAAUCCAGCGGCCGAGAGGUUGUUUGGAUAGGUAAGAAAUCAGAUCAAUAUAAUAUCAAGGAUACCACGUAUAAGGUUUCCAAUCAUGAAGAUGCAACGCAGCGAGGUUCUGCGACGAAGAUGAAUGGCAACGAUGAGGUAUCAACUAUCAAUGCUGGCAAAAUACUCUCUGAUAAGUUAAGGGACAUUCUGGCCGAAAGUUCUACACCGCCAGAUGGCGGCGGUGCUUGUUUUCAGAAUGAGGAGACCUUCACUGGCGAGAGCACGGAAGCUGGAUCAACAUCAAGCGGUAGCGGAAGUCGACAGAUUGAUAAAAAUGACUCACAGGUUGUAAAUGACCGGAAGGCUCGCGCUACCACCGCCGAGAAUUGUAUAGUGGGCUCUGGAAAUGAUACGAAGAGUGAAACGGCCAGCGAUGAAGGUAGCAAUGGGGAUUCAUUUGUGAAUAGCGAAAGGGUUGCCAGAGAAAUCAGUACAGAGGAAGGAUCUACAUCAAGUGGGAGCAAAAACGAAUCACGUACGGCUGAACGUGGUGACCGCUCGGCUAGCGCUGAAGAUGGCACAGUCGGCAGUUCAGGAGACAACGACAACAAAAGCGAGUCAGCGUCAGAUGGAGGAUCAGGAUCGUACGGAAAUGUUCAAAGAGUUGUGCGCGAUUCUAGUACCGAAGAAGGGUCUACUUCCAGUGGCAGUAAACAUGUAGAGCGCAGUGAUCUUGCUGAGCGAUCAAGCAUUGAGAAAAUUGGUCAUAACGAGAAAGAAACCAGGGCACAAAGACAAACAGACGAGGCGACUGCAUUGGGCAGUGAAUCUACUGUGGCCGAUGCAGCGACUCGAGCGAGGCAGAGCGUUGAAAUAAUUAUUGGCGAGGAUGGUAUCAGUGCCACGGAUUCCAAGACCGCGAAGGUCGGACGCGUUCGACGGAAGAACUCUGAGCUAAAAAAGGAGUUUGUAUGCCAGUAUUACCGGUGUGGACGAUCGUACGCUUCAAACCAUGCGCGAUUGCUACACUAUACACUCAAACACAGGCGCGGUAGCGUUUUCGGUAGUUUACAGACUAUGCCGGUGCGACCACUACUGCCCGUAAUCCGACCUGGUCAGGUGAAUUACUUGCCACUGCAAAUGGUCCCCCCAGGCUUUCUGCAGGUGCACAGAGACAUGUCAUCGAUGGUCGCGCCUGGGCAAGUAGUCCAGAUGGUAAGGCCCAUGGUGAGAGGUAUGGGACAACCAAUAAUCAUGCCCCAGCCCAACCUACUCAUACCGUCACGUCCAUUGACGCACGCCCAGCAACCGCGAGCCCCAGUGCCAGCAACGGCACAAGUGAAAGGUACUGUCACUCCCAAGAGCAAACCUCAGACAAGGGCCGGCUCAGGUGCAGGGGCAAGCAAAGCUAAGCCUUCCGCAGCAAUCCCAGGUAAAAGUAAGAGGGAGAAGGCAGAGAAGCUCCAGUUGGAGGCCAAGUUGCAAGCCGAGCAUCAGGCUCAAGUACAGGCACAGGCAAAAGCUCAGGUGUAUGCCCAGGCACAAGCACAGGUUCAGGCGCAAGCACAGGCCGAGACCGCACGUAGUAAGGCGCAGAGUAGAAUACAAAGCCAUGUGCAGAACCAAGCUUGGGAACAGACUCAUGCCCGGAAUGUAGAUUCUGAUCAGUCAUCGUCGGAUGAUGGUAAAAGUUCUAGUAAUAGUGACAAGGCCCAGCUGGGUGUACCCGGAGGAAGCAAUCCAUUCUCGAGCAGCUCAGGUGCCUCGUUGGAGAGCAAUGAAGGUGGAGGUGCAAGAACUAACGACCAGGGAGAGUCUAGUGAGAAUGCCCAGCCAUUCAGGAAAAAUGUUUCUUAUAAUCAGAAGUUGAAACCCGCCUCAAUGUUUCCAGGUCAGCAAAUGAAACCGCAUGGCACAGCACAUGGUCUUAAUCAACAAGAGAUGCCGCAGAUUCAGUUGCAGACACAAUACGGGAAUGGCUUCGUCAGCAACGUGGACAAUGGUGCGCAACAUCUUAAGGGCGGGCUUCUGAAAGGUCAUACUGGCCAGUCACCUGGGGAGCGCAAAGAGUUCUACUCGGGUCGAGCCUACCCUAUAUCGAGCCCUAAGCACCACCAUGCACACCCCACCGAUGUAUUUGAUGACCGAAGCUGUCAGUGUGCACGCAUCGCGCGUAACGGGCACGGACAAUGCCAGGGUCAUGUGCACCAUCCGAUGCGUGGAAGUCAUGUACACUAUCGUGCCAAGCAUAGUCAUUUAGAUGCUGGUUCACCCCCUAUGCAGACUGAUUGUGCGAGCGAUAAGUCGUUUCUUCCCCCCUCUGUAUUUAUGGCGCCGACCGGUGGCAACGGCAAAAUACCCAUGCAAUAUGUAUCCAACAAUACACCACAACCGAUGGGGUCGUCCUUUUAUCACAAUCAUGGCUCAUUAUCUGGGCAGGUUCUGAAUAUGAAUGAUGCGAAUACGGGUACUACAACCAGUAAUUCGGGUGGUAUGGCACCGGUGCAUUUCAAUACAACUGGUUCGUCAGAAGAAGACAGGUCGACUCCACCUUCGGGAGGGACCCGCGAGGACUUUAGUUUCCACGCGGAUUCGCAUAACCCAUCCUGCAGCUGUUCCGCUCACGCAAUGCAGAGCGAGCAGGGCAGGGAUAAACGCAACGAUGUGAUGUCUGUAGCUACUUCGGCAUACACACGGGAUAGCCAAAACGUGACGCACCACAAAAAAAACCUGUCAGGCGUAUCACCUCCGUGGGAUGCACAGUCCCAAAUGUAUGGAAGAAAUGCAUCCAACCAGACUGCAAUGUUUUCAUCACUUCAGCAGAAUCAUGGCCACAAACCGCCUCACAACAAUUUUAUUGGCUCUGGCCAGCAAGGGCAGCAAGGUAUGCAUGACAAGAGUGCGCAGCACAUACACCGUAACCGGCAUCAGCAAUUGCAGGCAUUGCUACAGCAACAACAACAACAACAUCAACAUCAUCAUCAACACCAACAGGCGCAUGAGCACCAACGUCAACAGCUGCAACAACAUCAGCAGCAGCUCGUACAACAGGCCCAAAUGCAGGAUGUUGUUGGACAAUUGGAUGGCACUACCGCUACUAUUGGUUUUAAUGGAAAGGAUAUGGUUUCUGAUACUAAGACGCACAGGCAGUCUUCACGCACUCAACAACGACCGGAGGCAAAUUCGGAGGAUCGUGCGCGAUCCCGUUCAUUUCCAAGAACAGAAGUGCUACCGAAGGCCGACCGAAAGAGAUCGGGGAGCGAUCUGCGUGGUCACAACAACAAUAGCAAGGGUGCGAAGUCACCAAGUAGAAAACGAUCUCGGUCACAUCCACGUACGAAGAAUAGUCCGAGUGUCCAAUUGAACCGUGUCCCGCAAGAUAACAACAACGUUGUUGAUACAAACGUUGCAAGUGCUUGGAGUGAGACAUUGCUGAGUACGAAUACGAACAAUAGGCCGAAGGUAUUUAUGAACAAUAGUGCUAGAAUGUUUGCAAACAAGGGUCUUGCGUCGGAUGGCAGCGCUAGUGGUGCUACGCUCGGAACGAAUACAUCUCAUAGUGGCCCUGGUACAUCUAUGACGGGGGUGGUACAGAAUCAGAUGCCUCAGCAUAGCUCUACUGCGAGAGAUGGCUCUUGGGCUAGAGCGAACAAUGACAUAGGACCGUUUGCUGCAAUGUUGAUGCCUUCGAAUGGACAGCUCUCGACCAAUAAGAGCGGGAAUGUUCAUCAGAAAAUUGAUGAUGAGUGUUGUACGAUACACGCUCACAAUGCUAUAAACCAUGCGAGUGCACAAAGUAGCAGCGAUGGGAACAAUGGCAUUCAAACUCGUGCUGGUGGCGGAGUGUAUCGUGGGAAUAAUUUGAACUCCUUCCACGGUCAGCACACAUGGCCUGCGCAGAAUACGUUACCACAGCGUAGUCAGUUUGCUGCGCAUACUGGAAAUUACAAUGGUAAUGGCAAUGAAAAUUUCCAACUCGGUCACCAGAUGAUGCAGCAGCAAGGUGGUGUGUACAAGCAAAAUGCACAAAAUAAUCACAAUAUUCAGAGUAUGCAGGGCCAAGGACAAAUUCAGGGACCGUUUGUACAACACAAUGGCAUGGGUGCUCCACCAGUGCCAAAGCAACAACAUACUCAGGUAGUUCGUAAUUAUAAUAUGAUGAUGCACAACGAUUUCGGGGCGGCCAUGAAGUCUACCGCCGCCGAUAGAUGCAAUGUCAAUAAUUUGCACAGCGGGUUCCGAAGUAGUAUGGCUCAAGAUCAAGUCUUCCAACCACAGUAUCAUCCUUAUACUAGGCACGGGGCGUCCGAUUUGAUUGAUAGUUUAGAAAAUUCGUCGACGGAUGACAAAGUUAGUAGUAAUCAAUAUAGUAACGACAGCCCGGAAGUGGCCCCGGCAUUUUACAAUGCACGCUACGACAGUUAAUAAUUUUUACGUCUUGGCAUUUAUUAAACAAGAUAGGAAUAGUUUUUAACAAAUCACGGUUGGGACGCCGUGGGAAAUGAAAGCAACUUAUUCCAUAAAAUUAUUUUU